Molecule: messenger RNA, 2616 nt
Organism: Cyclopterus lumpus (lumpfish)
Lineage: Eukaryota; Metazoa; Chordata; Actinopteri; Perciformes; Cyclopteridae
Gene: tmem132a
Product: transmembrane protein 132A
Exons: 11
Coding region: 1-2616 (871 amino acids)
Source: RefSeq, a predicted model, not a curated record
AUGUCGGUUGUCCCUCCAGCCUGGCAGUUCCUCCCUCUGUCUCAGGUGGAGCUGGGCCCUCUUUUCUCCAACUCAACCCCCUUCUCCUUCUCCCAGAGCCUGUUUAUGGUGCGCCCGCCUGGCGAGGCCCCCAGACCAGGUCUCCAGGCUUCAUUUGGCCCUUCCUCAGUGACACAGCUCUUAUCAGAGCCUCUCCUCCCUCUCUCUCCCCUGCUGUACGCCUCCCUCCUCUCAGAGCAUGUGGAGAUAGAGAGGGAUGAGGGCAGGCAGAAGAGGUUCAGGCUGAGGACGCUCUUCCAUAAGCGGGGUGACAACAGCACCCAAGGGACCUGCAUCACCCUGCAUGCCUUCAAGGACACAGAGGAGCACAAGGCCUCCUGUAUCACACAGCCUCCUCUAGGGCUUUGCGUGGUAACUUUGACACUGCCGAGCGAUUGGUUUGAGGAUCAACACACCAGCCAAUCACAUCAGGAUUUUGGUGUUGAUGAGGACACCCAGGGGCAUGUUCCAUGGGCCCUCAGACACCAACGGGUUCCCAACAGAAACCAAAUACAGCUUUACUACUCCUCCUCCGACACUGUGGUCGACCUCCAUCUGACACCACCAGGAUGUGUGGAGGACAGAGCAGCUCAAUCCCAGAGGCAGCUCUUCCAUAUCAAAGCAGUGACACUGAAGGAGGAACAGAGAGAGCAGAGCAGGGCCAAAGGGAAAGAAGAAACAUGUUUGAACGGGCAGGAAGAGGAGGAGCUUAGCUUGGACCCCCAUGUCAUGAUUCGCUAUCACAGGGGCCCGGCCCUGAUAGAACAGCCAAUCAGAGUGUCUUUGAAUCUGAGGGCUAACUUCAGUGGUGAGCUUGUUGUCAUAAGGCUGAAGGUGAAGAAGGGCUUGGUGUCGAUGGUGGCCCAGAAAACUCUGACCUCUGACUUGUGGGCAGUGACCCUGGAGAGAAGCCAAGGCUCCAAACAUGACGUGGUGUCUAUCCUGUGCCGCAAACACAGCACACAAAAGCACACACACAAUCCCACUUUACUACAGCAGGUGGUGUGUCUGUCAGUCCACGGCCUGAGGCAGAGCUUCAGUGUUGCCAUGACGGUGUCUGCUAACUGGUGGGUGGAGUACUCUGGGCAUAUACAACAACUAUUGCCACAUGGAGCAGCAGUCAGCAUCUUCUCAUUUGCCGAUCGACACAUCUUUAGCAUCGCUCCCAUCACAGAGAGUAACACGAUCAUCAACACAGCCAUACUGACCAACCAGCCGGUGUCACUUCCUGUCAUUGUGCUGGCCAUAAACCAUAAUGGGAAGGUGUCGGAUGUCACCUCUGCAGUCACGUGCCACUCUACCAACGAGAACACUGUCAAGGUGUCCAGCGAUUGCUCAACCCUCUUUGUGGACGGCAGCGAAUCAGGGUUGGGUAACACCUGUGCAGUGGUGGAGUUUCUACUGGGUGCACUUCGCGGCUCUGUGUGUGUGGAGGUGUGGGCUCCUUCAGUGCCCCUGCGAGUGUCCUUGGCAGACCCUGUUCUCAACGCCAUCGAUGGCUGGAACCACUUCACAAAGACCGGGUGUGUACCAGUGUAUCAGCGCUCCUCCGUUCAGGUUCUGACUCAGUUCACAGCUCAGGAUUCUCAUAGCAGAACCACACACCUUCUGGGCUCAUCUGAUUGGUUCGUGGAUGUUACAGAGCUGGUCCGUAAUUGGCUGAGAGAGGCGUCCAUCAGUGUCUGGCUCCAGUUCAGUGACGACACCGCCUCCCUCCUCUCCUCUUUUAGCGACCUUCCCUUUGUCCUACGUCUUUCCUCAUUGGCUGAGACUGUGGUUGUUGUGAUGCCCGGUUCCAGCCCACGCAUAUUCGCCCAGGGGGAUGGAGGCGGACCUCUGCUGCCCGCAGAACUUCUGGUUUCAACCUGCACUGACCAGCCAAUCACCUCCAACUCGAUCAGUGAAGGAAACAGGGACUGGACAGACACCGGAGGAGGAGGCGGGGCCAGGAGGCUGGCGAGGGGAUCUGGUUGGAUAAGAGUCAACCUGGACCUGGACUUCCUGCAGCCAGUAGGGGAUAAGGAUGAUGAGGGGGAUACGUUCGAUCUCGACAUCUCGGGCACGCUGGCUGAAUCAGACAGCGACAUCUAUACAUCGAACUUUGACGAGGACGAAAGUGAGAAUGUAAGCAGUGACUACUAUGACAAAAUCAGUGGGAAUAGGCCUGAAAGACACUGGAACCAGCUGGGGUACGGUGAGAUGGUCAGUCGGAACAAUCUGGAAAGAGCUGUGCUGAUGCCCAGCCAGGAGGAGGGCGCUGUGUACUUCUCCCCAAGCCAGGAGAAGGACGGAAAGCGGGAGGAGGACGUGGAAGGGCGAGCAGCCAGAGAACUGGAGGUGGGUGUGGGCGCCGUCCUCUCUCUGCUCUGUCUCUCUGCUGUCCUCUUCCUGGUCAACUGUCUGCCCUGUGCCCUGCGAGACAGAAGGACGGAGAAGGAGAUGGAAGGAGAACUAGAGGGAGGUACAAGGGCCCACGAGGAAAAGGAGAGGGAGAAGAGAGAAGGGGGCGACGAGAUAAAGCAGCAGCAGGAGCCGAACAAUACAGAGGAUAUUAAAGAGGUCGAGAUCAUGUGCUGA